AUGACUAAUUGGAGAAAAGCAAUCGAAGUAUUUAAUACGCAUAUUGGUGGUGUAGCUAGUGCUCACAAUGAUGCAAGAACACAACUUGAGGCUUUUCAAAAUCAACGACAAAGUGUGUUACAUUUGCUACAAGCGCAGGGGUGUGGAAUGGAGGUUGCAUAUCGCACUCGAUUAACGGUAGCUUUAGAUGUUACACGCUUUCUUUUGAAACAAGGUUUGCCUUUCCGUGGACAUAACGAGUCAUUGAGUUCCUCAAAUAAAGGUAACUUUCUUGAAUUGAUUGAGUGGUAUACCCAAAGAAAUGAUGAGGUUGCCAAGACCAUGAAUGGAAAUGCCCCUGGAAACAAUCAAAUGAAGUCUCCAAUAGUUCAAAAGGAUUUAACACGGGCUUGUGAUGCUGAAGUCACAAAUGUCAUUCUUAAUGAUAUAAAAGACAAUAUAUUUUCUCUAAUGGUUGAUGAGUGUCGAGAUAUUUCAAUCAAAGAACAAAUGGGAGUUGUUUUAAGAUACGUGAACAAACAUGGAUGUGUUAUUGAAAGAUUUCUUGCUAUUGUACAUGUGUCUGACACUUCUGCUAUUUCUUUGAAGAAGGCUCUUAUACUGAAGGAAAAUUCAUCUGCAAGGUAUAUCCAUUAUUUUGGUCACCAGCUUCAACUAGUUGUUAUUGCAGUUGCUAAAAGCAAUCGAAUUGUGAGUGAUUUCUUCCAAUAUGUUACUAUGAUUGUGAAUAUUACUGGUGCUUCAUGCAAAAGAAAAGAUAAGUUUAAACAACUUGAACAUGAUAGACUUGUAGAAUGUUUGGAGAAAGGAGAUAUUGUUACUGGCAAAGGAAAAAAUCAGGAAAUCAGUUUAAAACGACCAGGGGAUACUCGUUGGGGUUCACAUUACAUGACUAUUAUCCGUUUGAUGUCUACGUGGACUUCUAUUUUACAAGUGCUUGAAAAUGUGUAUAAUGAUGGUACUAAUGAUGAUAAUAGUGGUAUCGCCAUCAGUUUGAUUGAUAAGAUGGAAAGUUAUGAAUUUGUGUUUAUGAUGCAUUUGAUGAAAUCUUUAUUGGGAAUCACAAAUGAAUUGUCACUUGCCUUACAACAAAAGGAUCAAAACAUUGUACUAGCUGUCAGUUUGAUCAAGAUAAUGAAAGUUCUUGAUAUGAUGGUUCAAGAGAUGAAUAAUCGAUUUUCAGAAUCAAGUAUGAAGGUACUUACUUGCAUUGCUUGCUUAGAUCCAAAGGACUCUUUUUCUCAAUUUGAUAUUGAUUUGGGAAAUCUUGCUAAAAAGAUGGUUGAAACAGACAAGAAUACAAUUUUUUCAUUGGUAUAUCGUUUGAUCGAGUUAGCAUUAGUUUUACCAAUUGCAACUGCUUCUGUUGAAAGAGUUUUUUCUGCAAUGAAAAUUAUCAAGAUCGAUUUGCGUAAUAGGAUGGGGGAUGAGUGGAUGAAUAACAGUUUGGUAGUAUACAUCGAAAAGGAUAUUUUUUCUACAAUUGAAAAUGAAUAA
This is a messenger RNA of Zingiber officinale, 1497 nucleotides long. Its product is annotated as zinc finger MYM-type protein 1-like. Gene Ontology annotation, molecular function: protein dimerization activity. The transcript is spliced from 4 exons. NCBI's taxonomy places the organism in Eukaryota, Viridiplantae, Streptophyta, Magnoliopsida, Zingiberales, Zingiberaceae. The record is from RefSeq and is a predicted model, not a curated record. The coding region runs from base 1 to 1497 and encodes 498 amino acids.